UCUUUCCACGCUGAAUCGCCAUUCUCUCUGUUGUCCUUACCCUGGUAUGCAACGACAAAUGCUCCAAAAAUUUUCUAUUAUGAUGUCACUUCAAUAAGUUUUGUGUCGAUCAAGAACGUCACUGUUACGUACAACAUUACAUGGAAUACUUGCUGUAGUUUGAGGGCGGAAAAUGUACAGCAUACCGAUAAUCGAUUUACCAGACGAGUCGGAUGAGGAGAGUGAAGAGACAGAAGAAGAAGUUAGCCAGACAUUGGAUGAAGGAGAAGAAGAUGAGAAUGAAACUGUGUAUGAGAUAACGCAUCGGGAUGCGAGCACGGCAACAGAUGAGGACGUUGACCAAAAGACAGAUGAGGAACGAACACAGGAUAAGAAAAAAACAAUUGGAAGUUCACUGAAAAGUGUUGCGGAACAAAUAGCCCAUCAGCACCGAAAACUCUUGAAUAAGCAUCAAAUACUACUGGGCAAACGACGAGCAACAUUGCAGAACAUCAACUUACUGCACGACAAACUCCUAAACAUAUGGAACGAGAAAAUGAAGAGCCAACACGAAUAUGGCUACCAGUAUCUACGUUCGAUUGAGAACAGCCAAACGACGUGGCAGUCUAAAAUAAAUGAUAGUUGUAAGCGCAGCGAUUUGGCUUCUUCAAACGGCCAUAAGCGGACGGGCGACGAGACAGUGGCACAAAUACACGGGAGAAGUUCAAAGCACGAGGUGGAAAGGUUAGGCAAGGAUUUACUGGAUUCCAGUGAAAAACGCUUGAAAACGUUGGAAGAAGUCGUGUCUUUGAUAAGUAAAGAACUAGAAGAAGCCAAACAAGAAUGUGGCUUGCUUGAUAAGGAGUUGGCUGACACGGUAAUUCAUCUGGAAGAAAAGGAAGUACUAUUAAAUAUUAUAAAUGAAAACGAAGAAACUGAAGUUGCAGAUGGGAAAAUCCAUUCAUGCGGAUUGCCAAUGCAAUCGAAUGGAAGUAAUAGAAAAAAGAUUACUCAUUAUUCACAUUCACAACCUUACACUUUCAAAUCCGAAAGAGAAAUAACAGAAUUUGUUGUCGAAAAAAGAUCUACUACUGUUUAUCCAACUUUCUUAAACAAUUCAGGGAACAACAACCAGAAGGAAGUAUCUUCAUUAUCAACUAAUGGUCACCGUAGUUCUCACAGUACUGCAUCACGCUCAUUUCCAGCUGACCAAAGUUGUUUUGGAGACAAUGCGUCAUCGAGGAGCUCCGAGGCCGAGUCAACGGAUAAUAACCUCACUUUAACGCCGAAAUACCGAUACUCUUAUUUCUAUGGGGCAGGUAACAGACAGUCAUCUUCAUCAACCGCCAUCUCACUCAACCAUGCAUCCGAGCCACCUAAGAAACGUGGUCGUCCCAGGAAGCUACCUGAUAUUGCGCGGCUUCUUCCCGCAGAUGUAAGCGAGCCUUGUAAGAAAAAACGUGGUCGUCCGAGAAAGUAUUUAAAACUUGAGUUGGCAAGAAUAUCUUCUACAGUCUAAAUACCAAGGAAACAAUUAUAUAGAUGUAGAUGCAACUAAAAUUUGCUUUUAGAAUCACAAACAAAUGUUAUGUUCUUUUUAUGGUUCUAACGAAGCAAAGUAAUUAAAUAAAGCCAGUUGUAUGAAGA
Molecule: messenger RNA, 1626 nt
Organism: Daphnia magna
Lineage: Eukaryota; Metazoa; Arthropoda; Branchiopoda; Diplostraca; Daphniidae
Exons: 4
Coding region: 173-1498 (441 amino acids)
Molecular function (GO): DNA binding
Source: RefSeq, a predicted model, not a curated record